GGCCUAGCGGUAGGGGUGUUUAAGAACAAAGCCUCCAAACCAAAAUCCCGACGCGAUUAGUUUUGUUCAGACCAAACGGGGGUUCGCCUCUCGCUUGCGUUCGCGUGAGGUGAUCUGAUCUGAGCUGAUCUAUACGGCCCGCGACGACAGCAUCUCGCUCGAUUCGCAGCUUCUCAAACACCCAGCCCGCGAGCGAGUGGUGGUGGAGUUGGAAUUCGAAUUGGAUUUGGAGCUGCUGCUUCGGGGUGUUGGAAUUUUCGCCGCCGCCUCGUGAGGUGAGGGGUGCGCCGGCUAGCUACUCCCACCAUUGCGUCGGGAGCCGGUCGGAGCCGGCGUCGCUGGGGGCAGCUCAGGCAGGUUGACCCAAAUUUGAGGGCCUCGGAUUCCGGGAGGACUUGGGGGCCAUUUGUGUUUAUGGGCGACUAGAUCGGGAAGUUUCAGCGCGUGAUGGCCGCUGAUUCCAGCAUGGGGUUUCACCAGGGGAUCACCGCCUCGAUGUACAACCACCACAUGCUCUCUUUCCAAUCAAGCAGCGACGUAAGAAUCAGCGGCGGCGCUACCGGUGGUAUGGUCAUGGCCCCGAGGAGUGUGAGUGGGACCAGUAGCAACGCCGGUUUGUUCCUCUCCCCAAACUCCGGCGUCAUCGGCAACGCGUCGGGGGUUGGCCCGUCAAGGAGCUCGUCGGGGGAUGUGUUACGUGGUACGGGGGCGCCCAAGUAUAAGUUUGUCACUGGUUCGCCUUCGGAGUGGAGUGACCGGGAGCUGGGUAUACUGAAGGAAGGGCUUGUAAGAUAUGCUCGUGAACCUAAUAUCAUGAAGUACAUCAAGAUAGCGGCUAUGCUGCCCAACAGGACCAUUAGGGAUGUUGCAUUGCGGUGCUGGUGGGCUACAGGUAAAGACAGAAGGAAGAAGCCUGAUGGAUUUUAUACAGGGAAAAAGUUAAGAGACAUGAAGCAAAUCCAGGAAAAAAUGGUUGCAUCUGCCCCGAUGGCUAAUUUUCACAUGGCACCCACAAACAACAUAUCCCCUUUCUCAAUAUCGAUGCAACAUCCAAAUCAACACUGUCAGGUUCCCAAAGAAGCAGCUCCUGUUGUUGACAGUGCAACCCAGCUUCUCCUGGAGGAAAAUAAUCAGUUGCUUAACCAGAUUGCUGCAAAUAUCGAAACAUUCAAGAUAGAACAGAACACAGAUCUCUUUCUUCACACGAGUAACAAUAUCAAAACAAUUUUAAGCAGAAUGAGCGAGACACCUGGUAUCAUGGGUCAGAUGACUAUGCUGCCUGUGACUGUAAAUGAAGACCAGCUAAAUUCACUUCUUCAACUGAACAGAAUGGUUGCAUCAUAUGGCGCAACACACCCUUCUCAUACGAAGCAAGAACCACGGAGCUAAUGUAUUAUACGCUGAAGGAAAUGAGAAGACCAAAUGGCCGAAGCUUCCCCAAUUCUGUAGACGUGCAACGACGAAUGCUUGCAUGUUGUUAUACUGACUGAGCGCCAGGAAUAGUCAUCACGCUUUCAAGAGUGAGUGUUUUCCAGUGAUCUGAUUGUUUCCGACCUGCCUGCCUCCCCCUUGUUCAUGAAGCAUUUUGAAGAAGUAUGCAGUUUGGUGCGAGCUGCUAGGCAUUUGCAGCUGUUCCUGUUUUGUACCCAGUAUUCAGCUAAUAGAGCAGAGUACCAACACUUGAUCCAGGACUCUGCAAGUGACUGUAAAUAUUGGGUGGCUGGAGGCGUUCCAUGUUUUUUUUCGCUGAUUGUUGAUGAAUAUAAUUUUUCUGGAAUUGCACUGCA
Phragmites australis (common reed) is the source of this 1787-nucleotide messenger RNA. RefSeq lists its product as uncharacterized. The transcript has 9 exons. The record is from RefSeq and is a predicted model, not a curated record. Bases 448 to 1389 code for a protein of 313 amino acids. Lineage: Eukaryota; Viridiplantae; Streptophyta; Magnoliopsida; Poales; Poaceae.